Messenger RNA from Pseudogymnoascus destructans, 1152 nucleotides. RefSeq lists its product as uncharacterized. The transcript has a single exon. The record is from RefSeq and is a predicted model, not a curated record. Lineage: Eukaryota; Fungi; Ascomycota; Leotiomycetes; Thelebolales; Thelebolaceae. Bases 1 to 1152 code for a protein of 383 amino acids.
AUGGACGAUGCAGGAGAGAGCCAGUGUGUGUAUAUACUACUUAUAACAGGAGACAAAAGUGGCGACAUUCGCUCUCAUAGUCUGGUUUUCAUGGACUCUCUAAGACCUCACACAUACAACAAGCAGAGCGGUGGUAUCUACGACGCAGAGGGUGCUAGCAACACUAUGGCCCUCGGCUCCACGCAGCCAUUGAAUUUCGUCGGCAGUGCCGUCCACGGCGGUGGAUCAUGCCAGAUCUCUGUCACCUACGACGAGAAGCCAGCAAAGGACAGCGUCUGGAAGGUCAUUCACUUGAUUGAGGGAGGCUGCCCGGCUCAAGGCGUCGAAGGUAACCUCGGCGGCGGUCCCGACACACCUGUCCCAGAUGAUUACAGCUUCAGCAUCCCCGACAGCCUUCCAACUGGCAAAGCCGUUCUUGCUUGGACUUGGUUCAACAAGGUCGGCAACUGCGAGAUGUACAUGAACUGUGCGCCAAUCGACAUCACAGGGGGCAACUCAAAGUCAAAGCGCGACACAGCCGCCUUCGACGCCCUCCCAGAUAUGUUCACAGCAAACAUUGACAACGGCGGCUGCGCGACCAAGGAGGGUGUAGACCUUAUAUUCCCUAGCCCCGGUGACUCCAUCGACAAGCUCGGGUCAGGUAGUGUUGGAGGUCCGGUAGGAAACUGCCAGGCUGAUGGAGGAUCCGGUGGUGGCAGGGGUUCAUCCGAAGCCCCUUCGUCGACACAGGACCCCUCCUCCGCCUCCUCCGUCUCCACCGUUCUCCCAAGCGGCGAUUUUGUCACAGCCUCAGCCGGAAGUAACAAGCAAGCAAGCGAAACUGCCGCCCCUGUUGAGACUGCCGCCCCAGUUGCCUCUGCUGCGGAUGUGGACGUUCCAGCAAAUAACAGCUCCGACACCACCGCUGGUAGCUCUGAGACCGCUGCUGGCUCAUCUUGCCCAGACCAAGACGGCACAUGGAACUGUAUCAGUGGAACCACUUUUCAACGCUGCGCUUCUGGCGAGUGGUCUGUUGUUCAGUCCGUCGCCGAAGGAACCACAUGCGAAGCUGGUAUCUCUCAAAACAUCAAGUUUGUCAACGUCGCCAAGCCAAGACGCGCAGUCCGCUUCUUGAACGAGCAUAUCCGCCGUCACCAGGCUUACUAUUCGUAA